This is a messenger RNA of Papilio xuthus (Asian swallowtail), 1671 nucleotides long. Its product is annotated as serine--pyruvate aminotransferase, mitochondrial-like. Gene Ontology annotation, cellular component: peroxisome. The coding region runs from base 360 to 1514 and encodes 384 amino acids. Gene Ontology annotation, molecular function: L-serine:pyruvate transaminase activity; L-alanine:glyoxylate transaminase activity. The transcript is spliced from 8 exons. The record is from RefSeq and is a predicted model, not a curated record. NCBI's taxonomy places the organism in Eukaryota, Metazoa, Arthropoda, Insecta, Lepidoptera, Papilionidae.
AGUCAUAAACAAUCGGCUUUUUUGGUUCAUUAAUAUUAGGAUAAGAUAUUUCGUAAUAUAUAUUAUAAUUUCUCUUUUCAUUUUAAUUACAUUGUACUAGUCAUUUUUAUAAACAUUUAUCUCGAAUAACCACAGUAAAUAGUGCAAGUAUUGACAUUAUCGAUUAAUGCGAUCAAGGACGGAAAUUAACCCCAUGUUAUCUUAAUGCAACAUCCACGGAUAUAUAUAUAAUGACAUGAGUAAACCAUUCUUCACAUGGAAUUGUAAAGAACAAACCGGAUCUCUAUAGUUAAUAAUUUUAAAUUUUUUCUCUUCAAUUUCUUUUCUCUACUAUUCAGCUACAAAAGCAUUCAUCAAAAAUGAGUAUACCUCCUCCAAAUAUUGUUGAUUUUGAAAUAAAGGAGACCUUGUUAUGUGGACCUGGACCCUGCAACUUGUGGCCAUCGGUCCGUGAAGCUCUAACCAAACCCAUUAUUUCACCAUUGUGUGAUGAAUACUUUAAAGCUCUAGAUGACAUUCGCGCUGGAAUUAAAUAUGUGUUUCAAACUAAGAGUAAUCUGGUGCUGGCUAUUAGUGGAUCAGGUCACUCAGGCAUGGAGACAGUGAUCACAAACCUCGUCGGUCCCGAAGAAACCUUGCUUAUUGCCACCAGAGGCAUCUGGGACGAACGCGCAUACAACGUUGCUAAUAGAUAUGGUAUCAAGAUAAUUGUGCAUCGAAUAGCCCAUAACACCACAUUUACAUUGGAAGAACUUGAAAGACAAGUGGAGUUAUAUCGGCCGACAGCACUGUUCAUCACCCACGGCGAUUCAUCUACAGGAACCGUGCAAAAACUUGAGGGUCUCGGCGAUAUCUGUCACAAAUACGGUACACUACUGCUGGUGGAUACAGUGGUGUCUCUCGGUGGGGUCCCUUUCUUCAUGGACGCAUGGGGAGUGGACGCCGUGUACUCAUCCACGCAGAAAGCAUUGAGCGGCCCAGCUGGUAUAUCACCGGUUGCAUUCAGCGCCAGAGCCGCGGAGAAAAUAAAGAAUAGUAAGCAUAAGAUGCCGUUCUAUUUCGACAUCACUUUGUUGGCCGAACAGUGGAAUUGUUAUGGGAAUACACGAUAUUAUCAUCACACGAUGUCGCCUCCCCUUGUAUGGGCGCUGCGAGAAUGUCUUCGGCAGCUAAGCAUAGAGACAUUAGAGAAGUCAUGGGAGAGACACGCAAAGACAACCAGACACUUCCACGAGCGCGUCCAACGCCUUCCUCUAGAGUUUUUCGUACCGAACCCUGAACACCGCCUUGCAACCGUUACUACUUUAGCACUACCAAAAGGCUACAACUAUGACGAUGUCAUCAAAUAUGUUGAAGAAAAGCAUAAAAUCACAAUUUUCCCAGGACGAGGACCGACGGCUGAUAAGUCCUUGCGCAUUGGCAUCAUGGGUGUGAACUCAACUGGUGCGGUUGCGGACGCUCUCGCUGACGCUUUGGCAGAUGCUCUACAAGCUUUAGUUAAGUCAUCUCUAUAAUGUACCAAUAAAGUUACCGAUAUAUUUUAAUUGCACAUAAGGUAAUAUUGACAAAGUAAAGAUAAGAUAACUGAAGUAAUAAAUUCGUUGAAUGUUAGGAAAAUAAUUACGUAUCCUUUUUUCUGAUUUGACAUUAGGUAUUAAGUAUUAAAUAAAG